GUCCACAAACUUCUCCAGAAUGGCAGAGCUCAUGACUGAAAAGCAUGUUAAGUACAUCUUAUCAGUUGAAAAGAAAAAGGAUGAUUUCGAGUCUGUGGUGAUGGAGCACCUAAGGGUAAAUGGUGCUUAUUGGGGAUUGACAACACUUGAUAUUUUAGGAAAGCUUGAUGCAGUGGAUCAAGAUGAGGUCGUGUCAUGGAUCAUGCAGUGCCAACAUGAAUCUGGUGGUUUUGGUGGUAAUAUAGGGCAUGAUCCUCACAUAUUGUACACACUGAGUGCCAUUCAGGUUUUGGCGCUGUUUGACAAGAUAGAUGUUCUUGACGUUGAGAACGUUGCAAAUUAUAUUGCAAGCCUACAAAAUGAAGAUGGAUCAUUUUCUGGUGACAUGUGGGGUGAAAUAGAUACACGGUUUUCGUAUAUUGCAAUAUGCUCUCUUGCAUUAUUACACCGCUUGGAUAAAAUAAAUGUGGAAAGAGCUGUAAAGUACAUUGUCAGUUGCAAGAAUUUGGAUGGUGGAUUUGGAUGCACACCUGGAGCAGAAUCUCACGCUGGGCAAAUUUUCUGUUGUGUCGGAGCUCUUGCUAUUACUGGUUCUCUGCAUCAUGUUGAUAAGGACCUCCUUGGAUGGUGGCUAUGUGAACGACAAGUAAAAUCUGGAGGUCUGAAUGGGCGUCCCGAGAAGCUUCCUGAUGUCUGCUACUCAUGGUGGGUUCUUUCUAGCUUAAUCAUGAUUGAUAGAGUUCACUGGAUUGACAAAGGAAAGCUUGUUAACUUCAUAUUGGAUUGUCAGGAUAAAGAGAAUGGAGGAAUUUCAGAUAGGCCAGAUGACGCUGUUGAUGUCUUCCACACCUAUUUUGGUGUCGCUGGUCUUUCACUUCUCGAAUUUCCAGGAUUGAAGGCUAUAGAUCCAGCUUAUGCAUUGCCAGUCGAUGUGUUUGCCGCAGCCUCCAAUCAUGAUGGCAUGAAUUAAAAUCAUGGCAAGUGUGCCCUAUCUGGUUGCAUCCUAAUGUUACAUUGGUUCAAGAGAUUUAAUUUGAUUCUUGAUAAUAUCCUAGUCUAUGCUAGGGGUAUAAGAAGGUGGAAUUGAACCAGAUCCUUACUUUGUCAAAUGGACAUGGUAAGUUUUGUGGGACAUAAGUCUAACUACAAUGGAAGGGAGAAAGCAAGACAUCGAACCUUGGGAAACACAGAGUUUUGAGCAGUUUGUGAAGUAUAAGUUGGUACUAGGCUUGUCAAUUUGGCUUGGUGGUGUGUAUUUAGGCAGUGGUGGAAACUGUAUGAUGAACAAUUACUGACGACAUAUUAUAUGUGGUGCAAUCUGUAUUGUAACAAGUAUGAUAUACUCUGUACGAGUAAUGUCUGGAUGUUGAUACAGGGGAUGCUAAUUUCUGAUCA
Sesamum indicum (sesame) is the source of this 1395-nucleotide messenger RNA. Its product is annotated as geranylgeranyl transferase type-2 subunit beta 1. Gene Ontology annotation, biological process: protein geranylgeranylation. Gene Ontology annotation, molecular function: Rab geranylgeranyltransferase activity. The record is from RefSeq and is a predicted model, not a curated record. Lineage: Eukaryota; Viridiplantae; Streptophyta; Magnoliopsida; Lamiales; Pedaliaceae. Gene Ontology annotation, cellular component: Rab-protein geranylgeranyltransferase complex.